AUGUCGUCCACCGUCAUCCCACUGUGCAAUGCCACAGAGGAGGAGACGCCUCUCGUGGAGUGCACCCUGAUGCUGUUCGGGGAAGAGUCACUGGCAGUGAAAAAGCCUUGCACACCACUCGUGGCUUCGCGGGACUGUGACACCGUCGUGGGAGGGACCGCAGACACACCGUUCGCCUGCUGGACGAGAGAAGACCACAUCGGAACGCUGGUGUUUUCCUCCACGGAGGGCUGUGUUGCUGGUGGUGACGGACGAACGAAGCUGUGUAACCCUCGCUGUGCUGCUGCGGACAACGUCGCCCCGGUAGGAUCUGGGGUUUCCACUCCACUCAAGGAGGACUGUGUUGCUGGUGGUGACGGACUAACGAAGCUGUGUAACCCUCGCUGUGCUGCUGCGGACAACGUCGCCCCGGUAGGAUCUGGGGUUUCCACUCCACUCAAGGAGGUUCACUCACCCUCGUCUCCAGUCAGUCAGCUGGGCUUGUUCCCUUGGACUACCCCCACGGCGUCCUCCCAGUUCUCCAGUGCUUCCUCAGCCCCAGUGUCUGGUCUCUGUCUCCUUGGUUCCCCGUGCCUGCGUUUCCCUGGCAUCCACCUCACCCUCAACUCCAGUCCCUCAACCCCUUUGUCCCCCAAUAAAACCUGCCUAUCUGAGCGCUGCAUUUGGGUCCUCUCUGUCCCCACACCACACCACCGUAACACACACAUUACUUCAAGUCAUGCAAAACAACUUUUCCAUUUGUAACCUUUUAAUAUUGAUGUUCCUAUGAAUGC
Micropterus salmoides (largemouth bass) is the source of this 773-nucleotide messenger RNA. RefSeq lists its product as uncharacterized. The record is from RefSeq and is a predicted model, not a curated record. The transcript is spliced from 4 exons. Lineage: Eukaryota; Metazoa; Chordata; Actinopteri; Centrarchiformes; Centrarchidae. The coding region runs from base 1 to 744 and encodes 247 amino acids.